This is a messenger RNA of Dinoponera quadriceps, 1174 nucleotides long. RefSeq names its product ubiquinone biosynthesis O-methyltransferase, mitochondrial-like. NCBI's taxonomy places the organism in Eukaryota, Metazoa, Arthropoda, Insecta, Hymenoptera, Formicidae. Gene Ontology annotation, biological process: ubiquinone biosynthetic process. Gene Ontology annotation, molecular function: 2-methoxy-6-polyprenyl-1,4-benzoquinol methyltransferase activity. Bases 10 to 852 code for a protein of 280 amino acids. The record is from RefSeq and is a predicted model, not a curated record. The transcript has 4 exons.
UGUUUCAUUAUGAACAUGAGUGUUUCGAAAAUUUUCGCCUAUCCUUGUGGACCAGCGAGAAUCAUUCUCCGUAAUGGGUUGAUGCAAGAAAUGAGAAUGGCGAAAUCAAUAUCGACUGUAAAUACUAAAGAUGUUGAGCAUCACUCUAAGUUAGCAAAAAUUUGGUGGACAGACAUGCAUAUGCUCCAUCAUUUCAAUCCACUUAGAGUGCAAUUUGUGAGAGAUGGUCUGGCUAAUACCGGUUUUAAAGAACAGACCCCAAGCUUGCCAUUGCAAGGGGUUAAAAUUGCAGAUGUGGGCUGUGGUGGAGGUAUCCUAAGUGAGGGUUUGGCUAGAACAGGGGCUGAAGUAACUGGGAUAGACGCAUCAGAAGAAUUGAUAAAUGUUGCUAAGCAGCAUGUAGAAUUGGAUUCUGAUAUAUCAAACAGAAUAAACUACAUCUGUAUAAACAUUGAAGAAUUUUCUGAUAAAAAUGAGAAACUAUAUGAUGUUGUUAUAUCUUCUGAGGUUAUAGAACACGUAAAUAACCAGGAAUUAUUUCUAAAAGAAAGCAUAAAACUUCUGAAGCCUGGUGGAUCAAUUUUUAUAACAACACCAAACAAAACUCUAUUGUGCUGGUUGGCAGGUAUUGUAGUGAGUGAAUAUAUUAUAAAUGUAAUACCUCGUGGCACACAUGAUUGGAAUAACUUUAUUCCGCCACACGAAGUUCAACGUAUAUUGAGAAAUAAUGGUUGCAAAACUAAAUUGAUUCAUGGGAUAGUAUAUAAUCCGAUAACAAAGCAAUGGUCUUGGUCGUCCAGUACAGCACUUUGUUAUGGUCUCCAUGCAGUCAAGGAGAAAAUCGAUAGAUAAUUUCUAGGGCAAAAUAAUAUCUAAUAUAUGCAGGACUAAGGACUAUGCUGUUCGACAUAUUCGAAACUUAAUUCGAAUAUAAUUCGACAUUUGAUGACAAAGUUCGAAUAUUCAAUGUCGAAUCGUUCGAAGCUUCAAAUUUUAUUCGAAAAUUCCAAAUAUCGAAGCUGUUAAUGCAACCAACUCUCUUGGAGAGUGCAAUAAAUAAAAUGCUGUAAAGAAUAUCGGUUUAAUCUAGAUAAUAUUAAGCCGUUUUAAAACGUCGUAAAGAUGUCUUUUAGACAAUGAAAUAUCUAAAGGACGUCUUUUAGACAUGUUUUGU